Periophthalmus magnuspinnatus is the source of this 1177-nucleotide messenger RNA. Its product is annotated as nck-associated protein 5-like. NCBI's taxonomy places the organism in Eukaryota, Metazoa, Chordata, Actinopteri, Gobiiformes, Gobiidae. Gene Ontology annotation, biological process: microtubule depolymerization; microtubule bundle formation. Gene Ontology annotation, cellular component: microtubule plus-end. The coding region runs from base 68 to 1177 and encodes 369 amino acids. The record is from RefSeq and is a predicted model, not a curated record. The transcript is spliced from 9 exons.
AACAUCUGUGAAAGAGAGAGAGAGAGGAAGAGGAGAAGAGGAAGAGGAGAGAGAGGGCGCUCGGCAGAUGGUGACACUGCAGCAGCCCUUCUCCAGUAUGGAGGAGACAGUCAGGACCAUACUCCAGAACCAGGACUCUAUGGAAGGGCCUAAAGUCGACCCCCUGGACCUCAUGAAGGCCUACAAGGACAAGCUACUGGAGGAGAUGUGGAAGCAGCAGGACAGUCUAGAGUCGGUCUCCGUCGCCACAGAGACGUCGGCCCCUGUCGCCACGGAGACAGCGGCAUCCGAGGAGACGCACAGCGGAUCUGAGGAGGACAGCAAGGACAGCAACCCCCUGUUAGAGCGGCUCAGGGCUCUGGAGGCAGAAAACUCAGCUCUGUCCAUUGAGAAUGACAACCAAAGGAAGCAGUACGAGCGCUGCCUCGACGAGGUGGCGAACCAGGUGGUCCAGGCUCUGCUCACUCAGAAGGACCUGAAGGAGGAGUGUGUGAAGCUGAGGACUCGUGUGUUUGACCUGGAGCAGCAGAAUCGAAUCCUGAGCGUUCUCUUCCAGCAGAGAGUCAAGAUGGCCGCCGCGCCGCACUCCCAGGACCUGCAGAGGAACGGUAAAGCCAGUGUCCCGAUGGGGCGCUGGCCCAGUCUGCUCAGCCUCACCUGUCCCAGGAGCAGUGGCAGUGACCAGUCCCUGUCCAGCGGCUGCAGCGAGUACUCAUCAGGAUCACACACCUGGGCAGAGGGGCGGGGCUUAUCCAAACAGUGCGGAGGUGGGCGGGACAAGCGUCUGAGCAGUGGAUCCUUCUCCAGUAACCACUCCGCCCCCAUUGAACCAACAGAGCUCGGCUGGAAAGAGGGUCACAUCCUGAAAGGACUGAAACGUCUUCAAAUGUGUCCCAGAGAGGCUUCCUUACAUCCCCCCUCGACGCACUGCAACGACUGUAUGACGUCGAAUGAAGGGAUCUACUCUUUUGGGAUGAAGAGCGGGCAGAAAGUUAGCGCUACCAAGCAAGUGACGCCUGCUAGCAAGACUAAUAAAGAAGUCAUUGAGGAUGUAGCGGUUAACGUGGCUAAUAGUGAGGCUAGCGAGCAACCAGCUAAAGAGCUACUAAGCUUGGAUAAAUUUGGUGAUUCAAAAGCAGCUGGAAAUACUGGUCUUUUGCUGUCUCCAGUAGUAUGA